Molecule: messenger RNA, 1761 nt
Organism: Myzus persicae (green peach aphid)
Lineage: Eukaryota; Metazoa; Arthropoda; Insecta; Hemiptera; Aphididae
Product: carcinoembryonic antigen-related cell adhesion molecule 6-like
Exons: 7
Coding region: 554-1363 (269 amino acids)
Source: RefSeq, a predicted model, not a curated record
UCGUAACGUACCCGCCGGUCGCGCGUGAGUGUGGUCCAACCGUGACCAGAGUGUCGGUCGUCGUCGUCGUCGUCGUCGUCGUCUUCGUCUUCGUGAUCUAUGUAGUAAUAUUAUUAUUAUUACUAUCACUUUCGCUCCUCUCGACGUUGUUUUCGUUGUUUUUAUUUAUUUCUGUCGUCGUCCACGUUCGCCCGUCGCAGAAAAACCCCCGUGUAUCCGAUGGAGGAAUUAUUCGACGAGGUUUGACAUUUUUUGUUUGACGAUAAAAACCUAAGUGUAUAAUAUUAUGAGGGUACCUACCUUGGCCGUAAUACCGCAGUGCAUCAAAACGUGCGUCGUCAAACCGCUAAACGUACCAACUGCAGCACCAGACUGCAGCGUGAGCACGAUUUUUUUUAAUGUAAAAAAAAUCACGCUUCCUAGAUUGAUUUAAUAAAAAACGCGUGUGGAAUCAAAAACCUACACUGCGGCUUCCUGAUUUCGAAACUUGAUAUUCACAAAUUAUUCAAAGGAUAAUCAAUUUUGAAGGAUCAUAUUAAACCUGAAACAAAACAUGUGGUUUUUUCUGUUAAUCAUUUCAUCGUUUUACAUUUGGACUUGUGACGGACUGACGGUGAAAGCGGUGGUACCUCGGUACAAGAUUCGAGGAGAGACGGCCGUGCUCCGGUGCGACUUCGAGCUGGAAGGAGCCCUGCUGUACGCGGUCAAGUGGUACCGCGAAAACGAGGAGUUUUACCGGUAUGUGCCCAAGUCGGAACCUCAGAAGACGUCUUACGUGGUGGACGGGAUUAAAGUCGACCACAUGCAUUCCAACAGUCGACAGUUAACGUUGAGAGACAUAACGCUGAAAACCACAGCUAAUUACCGGUGCGAAGUUUCUGCAGAAGCGCCGUCGUUUGCUUCCGCACAAGAUGGUGGCCGAAUGGAAGUUAUAUACUUGCCUAAAGAUGGUCCGUACAUCACUGGAGAUAAAUCAACUUACCAGUUUGGUGACACGAUAAAUUUGAACUGUACAUCAGCCAAGUCUUACCCAGCAUCCAGUCUGCAUUGGUACAUUAAUAACAUUUCGGCGAGAGAAGAAUCUUUGAAGAGGUACCCAGCGCAAAAACACCCUCGAGGGCUCGUGACGACAACUUUGGGGUUGCAUUUACCUCUGGAUGCGGGGACCGUGCUGAACGGGGCAGUGAGUGUCAGGUGUGUGGCUGUACUAUCACCCGUAUUGUGGACUAGUGACAACGAGAAAGUGCUGCCCAGACAAGAUAAAAGAGAAGCACUCCUGCUCGUUACAGGAUCUUCCAGCAAGUGCAAUUCCAACAGAGUCGUCGUGUUCCUAUUUUUAUUACUCAUACAUGUGUUUUUUUAAAACAAAUUAUCAAUAAAUAAAUAAAAAAUAUCAUAUCAAAAAUAAUUUUAUUCUAAUAUUUUAAUUUUUUGAAAAAUGUAUUUUAUUUGUAAAUUGGAUUGUAAUAGAUAUAGUUUAUCCCUAUAUAAAUAAACAUGUACUACUUGUGUUAAAUAUAUCAUCAUGUGUUUUAAAUUGUUUAAUACCUAAUUCACUUUGGUUCGUUUCUCACGUUUCAUAAUGUUAGUGGUAAGAAAUAAAACAUUAUAAAUAAAUUUAUAUCUUUUAGAGAAACAAUACCUAGAAGGCACGUCGGUAGGAAUUUCCUAAGGGGAUGUUAUCAAAAUAUCAACUUCAAUGUACAAAAUAAAAAUGUCAUAUUUUAUAUUUAAUAAUAUUACCAAUAGUUAUCGAUAUCU